AUGGCUCUUGCAGAUCCCUCUGGAGCUCUUAUAACAUACUUCAACUGUUUGAAGGACCUUUUUGUUGUUACAAUUGACCAUAUCACAACUCUAUCAACUAUUCUUCCCUUGUCAAAGCAGGUUGUUAGGCCUCCUCAUGAGUGUAUCCGUCGUGGAUUGCUUGCAGAUUGGGGGUUUGCGGCUGCAAUGCCAAAGAUAAAGGAGCAGGAAUAUUCUCAGUCCACUAGGGAUCUAUCUCAGUUUGAUAAAGAAGAUGCUGUAUUUGAUGAGGGGUCAUCUGAAGCUUCCUCUGAAGAGGAGGAUCCUGCCCGCCAUGAUUUCCCGGCCAAGAUGUUGGAUGCCAUGCUGAAAAGGGGAAUAGAGGUUGCUACAGGUACUGCUCACAAGACCUUGGAGCGCUUGGCAUGCCAGGGGUGGGCAGUGGAUAAUGGAAACCACGUCCUUGAACACACAGGUACAGAGCCCUUCAUGGCUGUAGAAAUACAGAAUGCACAACCUGGAGAGCCCAUUCAGCACGCAGCACAUCAUGGUCUUGAGUCCUUCUAUUGCAUUAGUUUAGCUAUGUGCAUUCUACUAGAGCAGCCCUACCAAUUCAAGGACGAGGUGUUUAUAGAGCGGGAGGUAAUCAGGAAAUGGCUCAAUCAUGAAUUUGACACUAAGUUCACCUGCACAGAUGCAGCGCAUCACAAAUUCACAAUAUUUGGCAAGGCUGAUAACCUCCGUAGUUUCCUUGACGGACAUAUUUCAAUCUACUUUGAAUUUAUGAUCCCCUACUUUGAACGGUUGCAUAGCACAAUUUUUGAUUCUGCGACGUUCAUUCCCAAGAGGUUCAUCAAACUUGGCCCCGCCCCCUUCCUGAUCUUUCAUGAUGCUCUCAAUGUUAUACAAACUAGCAGGAAGAAAUUGACACAUCUGAGACAGCCAUUGACAAGGCCAGAGGGAUUUAUACCUCACUUGGAUCUCUGGUGCUCAAGUGAUGAUAGAUUCAAAUUCUAUGCUCUACUUGUGGUCACGCACAUUGCAGGGAUGAGUAGUGGGGGGAGCAUACCUAGAUUUCAUGGGGACAACUUGGAAAUGCUCCCUAUAUGUGUCCAGCUAGAUGUGGAAGGAAAGUUACAAUUACUUGCUAUCCCGCAGUCACAAGAAGAUGAUGGAGAAGACGCUAGUGGAUUAGACAUGUCAAUAGAUGAUGAGCAUACCAAGGAGGCAAUUGGCAAAGUACUACAGGAGUUGCAAGAGGAUCUUUUUUCAUUCAUUCCAAUCACACAUUCUGACAUUAUUGAUGAUGGGGAGAACACAGCAGGCCCAUCCCUUCAUCAGCACUCAAUUGUUCUAGGCGGCAAUGAGGAUGAACAUAUGGAGGUGGAACAUCCCACAGCUGGCAAGGUCAUAAGCAUGGACAAGACUUUACAUCAGAGGUGGAGAAGAGAAUUAAUUGCAGCAGGUGGGGAUAGUGAAGAUGUAGAAAUGGGUGAAGCUUCAGACCCCAAGUCAGGGAGAAGCUGGGGCUUUCUUACCAUGAUAUAUUAUAGAGAUGUACUUUCAGCCAUCAGGACUCUCCUUGGGAACCCUGCACAUGCCAAACAUAUAGUCUAUCGCCCAAAAAUGAUUUUCACCAAUGCAAGGAAAGAAUCAAGAAUUUAUCAUGAAAUGUGGACGGAAAAAUGGUGGCAUGCUAUUCAGGCUCAUCUACCAUCUGGGGCCGCCUUGGCCCCUGUUAUCAUUGCAAUGGACAAAACCCAGCUUACACAAUUCUCUAAUUCUAAAUCAGCCUACCCUGUCUAUCUUGGCUACAUACCCAGAAACUAUACAUUGAUAUCUGUCAGUCAACAUAGCCACAGGAUCUCAGCUUACUGUAAAGGAGAAGUCUUCAAGGGUUCAGCGUCUUUUUCAUGA
Molecule: messenger RNA, 1896 nt
Organism: Serpula lacrymans var. lacrymans S7.9
Lineage: Eukaryota; Fungi; Basidiomycota; Agaricomycetes; Boletales; Serpulaceae
Exons: 14
Coding region: 1-1896 (631 amino acids)
Source: RefSeq, a predicted model, not a curated record